Molecule: messenger RNA, 5821 nt
Organism: Biomphalaria glabrata
Lineage: Eukaryota; Metazoa; Mollusca; Gastropoda; Planorbidae
Product: sepiapterin reductase-like
Exons: 3
Coding region: 2910-3710 (266 amino acids)
Biological process (GO): tetrahydrobiopterin biosynthetic process
Molecular function (GO): sepiapterin reductase (NADP+) activity
Source: RefSeq, a predicted model, not a curated record
AUGUAGAAUCUACAUGUAUAUGCUGUUGUGCUGAAUAGAAAUAAAAACCAUUUGACCAAUCUUAGACUGAAUCUAAGAAUCUUGAUAAAACUCGACACAAAUUAAAAUCCUUGGAUACUAACUUAGGCCGUGCCGUAGUGUAUGCGAAAUUACUGUGUAUGCUAUGUAUUGUAGAUCUAAUUGUAGCCCUAAAACUAACUUAAGACCCUCAACAAAAAAAAAGUUGACCAACUCUAUGAAAGCAUUAUAACUUCAUCGAUCUAGGCUAUGUUUACCAUGGUUACAUGAAAAGAUUGAAAGGAUCUAGCUCUAAUUUUAAGAACUACACUUUGCGCAGAUAGUCUUUUACUUUGACACAUGAAAAUACAAAAUUAUAUAUAUAUAUAUAUAUUUUAUAUAGUCUAUAAAGAUUGAUUUCAUUAUUUAAUAAAAUUAAGUCUCAAAAUUUGUGUUUCAAAAGCAUUUUUACAUAAAUUCCUUCCUUAUAUCUGCGAAUUUAGAAGUCCUGACGUACAUUCUUUCAUUUGACAUUAAGCCUACUCAAAAGGUUACACAGUUCUCUAUUCCUAGGUCUAAAACUCUAUAAUACAACUCUUAAAAUGAUAGAACUUCUCUUCGCUAACAUAGUUUUAUACUUUAACACAUAUGAACAUUAUAUAAUUAUAGUCCAUUCAUUCAUAUUUUAAUCAAAUUAACAUUCAAAUUUGUUUUUCUAAAGCAUGUUUACAUGAGUGCAACUCUAUUCUUAAUAUCGCGUGAAUUCAGGUCAAUUAGCUAUUUUUAGCUCCAUAUGGUACUAUACAUAAUAUUUUUUUAGUCAUGCAUUUGCUUUACUUAAAUAACAUUAUUAUUUUCUUUAAUUGUUUCUACUGCACUAUAUCAGUCACUACAUCAGCAAUACACAAGUUAAGACCCGCGGGCAGCGGGUAAUAUCUGUCUUAGUUAUUCUAUAAAAUUAAGUAUAUUCUAUAUAUGAUUAUUAGAUCUAUAUUAUAUAUAGAUCUGCUGUCAAAUUACAGCCAGUAAGCAUCGACCUGUUCUUAGACUUGUUUAUUUUCAAACAAAAGAAAAAUUAUGCUUGUUCACAGAGAUGUAUGCAGACCCAAAUAAUUUAAAAAGUUAAGCAUCAGGGGUUUUUUUUAAGUGUGGAAAUACAGCUUCUGGUACCCAUAAAACUCCAGCGGAAGAACUAACUGGAACUUUUCUUUCAGGUCAUAAUUUGCUUGGAGGUAUUUCCUCUGGAGUUGAAUCAGCUGCUGUACUAGAUCGUGAACAGAGGGUAUUGAAAACUGGUUUCAAGUUCUUGACUUCUUAAAAUUUGCUUUCAAAUUUCACAAGUUUUCUACUUUUCUGCCAUUUUACGAUAAAUAGUUUCACCUUUCACUUUCAGCAAAGGAAAGUGAUUAAAAAAAUUUUUGCUUGCUUGUCUGAGAAAACUGUGGUACCGAACAUCGGAAUGAUAUGUUUUCACAUCUUCAAGUACUUCUCGGAACUGCCUAUGUAUGGUUAAGACCUCUAGCUCUGAUAAGUUUGAUCACUGUGAUAAUUGGGUCAAUAAACAUAUUUGUUAUUCAAUGCAGCUUUGUGCAUACUUUCCCGUGUAGAGUGUACAGUUGGGAUAUUGUUCUUCAAUUUAUUAAAAAAAACAAAAACUGUUUUACUCAGUCAAGCACGGGCUCCAUCAGUUGUUACACUUGCCAUCUUGUUCCAAGCCAACAUACAUAACGCUUUCUACACAGUAGAAUACUGGCCUGAGUUUGUGUCUUUGACUGAAUGUUUCAAAAUAUUGUCAAUAAGCAUAAUCUUCAUUUGCUUUAGACUUUUUAGAAUGCCAAUUAAAGACAAUGUUUCUUUAGCCUCUUCAUCAUAAGUCAUGAGAAGAUAAUUAAAAUUAUUUAAUUUAAAUAUAUUAGUAUUUUUUAUAUAUUUAAUCUUAUGGCAUACCUAAUUUCUGUAGGUAUCAGCAGGCUGCAUGUGGCCCACGGGACGUAAUUUGCCCAACCCUGAUUUAAAUGAUUGUUCAAUCUAAAUACUUGUAAUGAUAAUCAUCUUAUAGAUGAACUUAUAGAUCUAGAAUAGACAAUUAGAUUUAAUCUAUAUAUAUAAUUCUCUUCAUGGCUCAAGAGUUUGGACACGCAAGCAAGAAGUAAAGAAAAGAUCACUCUUUUAUUUCUGCAAGUCGGACGAACUAGUUACGCCAGGAAAAAUAAAAGAUGGGGUGGGGAGAACAAGUAGUAUUCACCCGUCACUAAAUAGCAGGGCCGGACCGUUGUGACCAAGAAAGAUAUCUCCUUUUUUUAUUUCUACCUCACAUAGUGGUGAAGAAAGGGGGGGGAGAACAAGUAAUCUAUUCUGUAUUCACCUGUCACUAUAAAGCAGGGCCGGACUCAACUAUUGUAGGGCUCUAUGCGAAACGGAUUUCCCGGGGCCAAGUUUGUUUAGGGAUACAGAUUAUACAUGAAAAUUAAGAGUUUAUAUUAGAAAAUACAUUCGUCUUUGCAUUUUAUUCAUCCUUUACUACGUACAGAAUUACUUUACGAUCCUUGCGUGACGCGAAGUCAUACAGUAUAUCAUAAAAAUUCUAUUUCCUGCAUAGAUCACGCUUAAUAGCAAGAAUUACCUAAUGUUUUAAUCUAUCUAUGAGAAUUGUUGAACUAAAGUAAUUCUUCAUUCCCUGCCUUGUAACUUGACGAACACUCUAAGUGUGCUAACAACACAUCAUAGUUAUUUGUAUUUAAAAAUGUUAUUAUCUUCAAUUUUCUUUUUUUCUAUCAUUUUCAUUUAAGGACUACACUAGAAAGCACUACACCUAGACAAGAUCUAGAUCUAUAAAUAUUUAUAUCUAGUAGAUCUCAGCAAUUAGUAAACUUAUAAGACGACCACGCUAGAGGAUCAAGUUCAAGAAAAUCAUGUCAGAACCACUUUUAGACAAAGUUAGUGUGUGUGUUAUUACGGGUCCUACAAGAGGUCUAGGUAGAAGUAUUGCUCAACAAUUCGCAAAUAAAUUACCCAAAGGUUCUUUGUUUAUACUUCUUUCAAGAAACCAGAUAUUGCUUGAUAGCAUUUCAGAAUUGAUCCUUUUGAAAGAUGGGAUCAGGACUGUCACUGGUAUAUUUGACCAAGGAAGCUGUGAUCAGAAUCUGUAUGACAACAUUCUAGAAGAUUGCUUAAAAAAUGCAGAAGCAGACGUAACAGAAUUUCAACAAGCCAUUCUUAUUAAUAACUCAGGAACUCUGGAGCCUCUAGAUUUUGUUAGAAAUCUUGAUGAUGUAUGUACCAUAUCAAACUUUUUCAAUACAAACUUGGCAGGAUGUGUUGCUCUAACAUCAAAGUUUAUGCAGCUGUUUAAUUCACCUUCAAUAAAAUCUAAAAUCAUUGUCAAUAUUUCAUCAUUAUCAGCAGUUCAGCCGAUGAAGAGUUGGGCGUUGUAUUGCAUGGCUAAAUCAGCUCGUGACAUGAUGAUCAAAGUCAUUUCAGAAGAGGAGGAAAACAUUAGAACAUUGAACUAUGCCCCUGGACCUCUUGUUACAGACAUGACUAACAUUGCUUGUCAAAAUACUAAAGAUAUGGAACUGAGAAACUGGUUUGAAGAACAAGUACGAAAGAAAUCUUUGGUAGAAUGUGAUUCAUCUGCUCUAAAACUUGUUUCCAUCCUACAGAAAAACACAUUUGAGAAUGGUGCUCAUAUAGAUUAUUAUGACGAAAUUUGAAUUCACUACCAGAAAUUUUAGGUCUAGAGAAUUAAUUUUAACUUUAUUUUAGAUUGAAUUGUUACAUUCCAAUUUGAGUAACUGCAUCAAUCAACUAAUUAAGAAAUAUUGUAUUGCAGCUGUUUACAGUGCUCUUGUUAUUUUUUUCCUUCUUAUAAUGUUUUUCGUGAUUUAACUUUAUUUCCAAAUAUUUAAAUAGUUUCAACUAUAUAAUUGUAUAUGCUAAAAAGGUACUAAUAGUACUAUCUCUACAGAAAGUUUCUCUACAGAAAAUAGUUUAUACAUUUAAGUCAGAAAUUUAAAAAAUAUAAUUUAAUCUAUUAAAAUUAAGUAAAAUAUAGACAAAUAAAAAAAUUAGUCUAUUUAAGGAAAUCAGUAUUAUGCUAAGUUUCUUUUUAACUCAAUAUUUUCUAUUUGUUAGCAUAAUGGAAUACUAAUAGUAUGACUCUUUUAUCUUUCACCAUUUUCCCUCACAAGCUCUCAGUGAGAUGAUGAACCUGUAUUUUUGUUUCAACUACCUCAACUGAGUCUAUUGCUAUUGUAAUUAGUCAUUCUAUGUUUGAUGAUUUACUAUUUAUGUUAUUUGGUGAUCAUUUAUGGGUUUUCCAUGAGAUAUGCUUACCCUGAUUUAGGGUACAAAAUUAAAUGCAAUUUGUUUACAGAAUCCACUCUUACUAAAUGAACUAGUCACAGAAAGCACUAUAAAAGAUUUAAAAAAUUGAUGACUAUUAUUAUAAUUUUCGUAUGUAGUAGUAACAUGUACAAGUUAAUUAUAACUUCAUGCAUAUGUUCUUUUUAUGGUUAUUUUAAAAUAAUGUUUUUAUGUGCUGUAAUUUUGACAUACUAUUUAUUUUUUUUUUCUUGGUUGUCCAUCCAAUUGUAAAAGUAAAUAGUGUAAUUUUGUUUCAAAAUGGAUCAAUGAAUCAAUAGUAGUUGAAUUAAGUUUCCAUACCUAAAAGGUUUUAUCUUCUAUUUCUCCUUGUUCUAGAAUCUAGUUUCUUUUAAUGUAGUUUAUUAUGCAUUUGCCUUAUUUAGUUUGUCUAAUAUGCCCUAAAUAAAUUGAUAGUUGAUAUGUAUGAAUAUUUGUUUGUUUGUUUGAUUUGUUUCCCUACAAAAAGAUAUGGCUACUACCUCAGUUUUGGCUCAUUGGUUAAUUCAGUAACAUUUGUCUUUAUACAUAUACAUUUAAAAGCUAAACUGUUGUUGUUCAAUAAAAAAAGUUUUAAAUACCAUACACUAUAUUUCAAAAUCUACAAAUCAAUCUAGCUACAAGCAAAACUAAUGUAAAAAUGAAGAAUUUUUAUUUAUUGAUUGAUUUAGUUAUAUCAUGCUGUAAUGUCAAUCUAUAAAAUUUUCUGUGUCCAAUCCUCUGUUCUAGAAAUUGAUUUUGUAUUUCACUUUUUUUUUUGGUAUCUCUUAACUUAGAUUUAAUUGUACUGUAAUAUUGUACAAAUAAGUUACUUAAAAAUGUAUAGUCCCCCCCCCCCUCCCCCCAACUCCUUUUUUUUUGUAUCCUAUGCAUGGCAUCUGAUUUAAAAAAAAUGAAUAGUUUUAAAUUGUACUAUCUACAUUAGUCAUUAUUCUAGUCAACAAAGCAAUAGUGGUGUAUUAUUGUAUUAGUUAUUAUAAUAAUAAAAAGAUAUCACUGAGUCUGAAGAUAAGAAAGCUUGCAUUAUGUAACAUGGUUAUAUAGGUCGAGCUGUGAACUAUAUAGUUUGUUGUAUUGGCUGUAAUAUUGUAAUACUUAGUUUUUUAUCUCUAUAUGUUUAAGAUUGAACUGGCAUUGUUUAAUGAGAUACAUUAAUAUUAAUUGUUUAUUUUCUAUUAGAUACAGAAAUAGUAUAAUACCUUGAAGUCAUUGUAACUGAAUGGUUUGUCUAGUUGCAUUAAUUGGUCUCUAAUUGCAAUAUUGAUGGAGCAAUUUUGGUUAUUUUUCAGUGAGCCGCUAAAAUCUUGUACAUUUAAUUUUGGGAAAGUAUUUAAACCUGCUUACAUUUUGAUGUCUAGAAUGCUUUCAUUAUAUGUUUAUUGUAAUAAUUUAAUACUUUCUCCUUAUGCUUGGUGAUAGAUUUAUAUUCAUGAAAAGAUUUAUUAAAUUUUUGUGAAGAAAA